AUGGAGGAGGAGAACGCAAAACUGAGAGCAGAGGUUAAGGAGCUCAGAGCGCGACUCCGGGCGCUCGAAAAGCCUGCGAUCAGCAACGGCGCCGGGGCGGCCAGCGAUGUCCGCGACGCUGCCCCCGCCUCUGCUGCGGCCAGCGUAAACGGCGGCGGCGGCAGCUGCCCCGCCGCCGCCCCUGACUUUUUAUCUCCCCACGGCCUCUCCAAGUCCCAGGCCGAGCGCUACAGCCGCCAGCUCGUCCUGCCCGCCUUCGGCGCCGCCGCGCAGGCGCGCCUCUGCGCGUCCUCCGCCCUGAUCGUCGGCUGCGGCGGCCUCGGCGCGCCCGCCGCGCUGUACCUCGCCGCGGCGGGCGUCGGGUGCCUCGGGCUCGUGGAUCGCGACGCGGUCGAGAUCUCAAACCUCCAUCGCCAGAUCAUCCACUCCGAGGACCGCGCGGGCGUACACAAGGCCACGUCGGCCGCCGCCGCCGUGGCCGCCCUCAACUCGGGCGUGCGGGUCGAGCCAUUUCUAAACGGCCUGCGGCCGGGCAACGCGGCGGAGAUGGUGAUGUCAUAUGACGUCAUCAUCGAUGCCAGCGACAACGCGCCGACGAGAUAUCUGCUUAACGACGCCUGUGUGGCCGCGGGGCGGCCGCUUGUGUCGGCGGCGGCGGUGGGGACGGAUGGGCAGCUGACCGUGUACUGCCACGGGGAGGACGGCCCCUGCUACAGGUGCCUGUUCCCCGAGCCGCCCGCCCCGGGCAACUGUGCGCGCUGCGCCGAUGCCGGCGUGCUGGGCCCCGUGCCGGGGGUGAUGGGCGUACUGCAGGCGCUAGAGGCGAUCAAGCUGCUGACGGGGAUUGGGAAGCCGCUCACAAGGCAGCUGCUGCUCUUCGACGCCCUGUCGGGCCGCUUCACCACCGUGAAGCUGCGCGCGCGGUCGCCAGGCUGCGCGGCCUGCGGCGGCGCGGCGGCCGGCAGCGCGGGGCAGCAAAACGGCGCGGCGGAGCCUGACGGCGCAGGCGCGGGGGACGGGGGCGAAGGCGGCGGCCGCGGCCGCGGCCGCAUGCGGCCGGCGGACGUGGCUGCGUUUGACUACACAGCGUUCACGGGUCAGAGCCCCGAUGACGGCCCGCCGCCGCCGCUGCGCGUGCUGCCGCCGGAGCAACGUCUGGCAGCGGCCGAGCUGAAGCUGCGGCUAGAGGCGCGCGGCGCCAACGCCAGUAGCAGCGGCGGCGGCGGCGGCGGCAGCGGCGAUGGGGCGUGGGUGUUGGUGGACGUGCGGCCAAAGGAGCAAUUUGAUGUGAUGUCACUGCCGGGGGCCGUCAACAUGCCGUUUGUGACGCCAGAGAGCUUCAUAGACCGCCACCUGCCCCAGCUGCUGCGCCUGGCGCACGGCGGCGGCGCCGCCGCGCCGCACCAGGGCGGCGGCGCUGCUGCGUCGGCGGCCGCGCCGGCGGCGGCGGCGGCGCCGCCGCGUCCGGUGUACGUGAUGUGUCGCCGGGGCAACCACUCUCAGCUGGCGGUGCGGGCGCUGCGGGAGGCCGGGCUGGCUGAGUGCUACGAUCUGGUGGGGGGCAUCCAGGCGUGGGCCCAGGAAGUGGACCCGGCGCUGCCCAUUUUGUAG
Messenger RNA from Monoraphidium neglectum, 1611 nucleotides. RefSeq names its product adenylyltransferase andsulfurtransferase MOCS3/UBA4. Gene Ontology annotation, biological process: tRNA wobble position uridine thiolation. Gene Ontology annotation, molecular function: adenylyltransferase activity; URM1 activating enzyme activity; thiosulfate-cyanide sulfurtransferase activity. NCBI's taxonomy places the organism in Eukaryota, Viridiplantae, Chlorophyta, Chlorophyceae, Sphaeropleales, Selenastraceae. The transcript is spliced from 2 exons. The record is from RefSeq and is a predicted model, not a curated record. Gene Ontology annotation, cellular component: cytosol; cytoplasm. The coding region runs from base 1 to 1611 and encodes 536 amino acids.